AUGGCGAGCAUUUUUCAGCACAUGGCUUUAUUAAUUUUCGUCAGUCUGGGAGAAACUGUUACAGGGUCUGUCAUCUCUUGGCACCGAUCUCCAGGUAAGAGUCAAAGUUAACAGAUCUGUUACAGAUCAGACUAUGUUCAUGGUCUGAAAGAAAAAGUCUGCCAGAUAAACCGUUAUCACUUUGUUUGAGGGUAUACUUCGGACAGGGUGAUUUCUUCGAUAUAUAGACUUUGCUAUUAUCCUGUGAAUUAUGUUGAAAUCAGUUCAAUAACUAGACUUUAUAUAAUUCAGAUCGGCAAUUUCGCCUUUUAUCAUUGGCGAAGUGAAACUUUUUAUAUGAGAAGGUAUCGUUUUGUUGUCGUUUGUCAUCCGUGAAGUGAAACUGAAAUACAACUGUCUGUACAAAGUCCACAGAGAAGAAUGCUCUAAUAGUUUUCAUAACAAUUUAUUUAAUAAGAUUAUCGAGGCUGCAAAAUGACCAAAAUUGAAAUAUUAUGAAAAUUUCAGGGAAAAGUAACCCGAGGCUGAGACUUUGAAAAGAAUAUAUUAAUUUUGUGUGUGUAAAAAGUUGAAAAUAAAAUUCGAUUAUAUGUUUUUCACUAAGGUGUGACAAGUGCUUUGUACGGUAUUAAAUACGCACGAGAUGUUGACGAAUCACAAUUCGGACGAGUUAGAGCAGUGAACGAGUGAGAUUUUUGAAAAGAUAUGGAUUAAGCUUUAUUCAGAACGACUGCGUUAAAACCGUACAAAGCACUUUCAAUGUGAUAUUGUGUUUAUUAAUUACAUGCUGGGACAUUCAUCACCCUGAAAGCCUUCUAUUUUUUAUGGUUUUCAAGGUGUUAAAGUGACGAAAUUUGCUUCCACACAUAAUGAGGUGACAUAAAAUAAAAACACGUCGUUGCCCCCAAAAUUUUAAUGAUCUCUAGAGGCCACUAUUAGUUGGUCAGUAAAUAUUAACAAUGGUUUGUUGAAUGGUGUUAUAUUUAAUGACUUAACUGAAAGGCGUUUGACAACAUCGACUAUCACAUUCAGUCUGUUGCGUAAGCUUUGUGAUAUUAAUGGGAACUCUUUAAAGUGGAUUGAGUUGUAUUUAAGCAAUCGAAGCCAGAAGUGCAAGGUAAACAAUCAUUUAUCGCAAGCGAAACAAAGCAAUUGUGGAGUUCCUAAUGGUUCCAUCUUACGCCCCUGUUUUCCUGUUAUAUAUUGACGAUAUCCCAAGUUGCCUAGAGAAGGCUGCCUCUAGAAUGUAUGCUGCUGGUACUGAUAUUAUUUUUGAUGUGUCUGACUUGAGUGUCCUUGAAAGGGAGAUAAUUGCGAUUGAAGAAAAUUACCUCUGGCUUAUAGCGAAAACUCCAGUCUGGAUACUGCCAAAACUGAAUUAAUGUUAAUUGGGUGUUCUUAUAUAGGACAAAUUAACUGGGAGAAACCACGUAGACGAAAUUUCUAAAAGGAUAUCCUCUAGACGCACUGGGGUUGGAAAAAGACCAUCAUUGUUUUUAAGUCUUUACGUAACCUUGCUCCAGCGUAUCUCCACAAAAAGGUUUUGCAAAUUCAAUGCUAAAUUUUAAAAAACUCAGUUAACAAACUUGCAUUGCCCAAGCCUAGGACAAAGUACCUGAGGUGCAGCUUUUCACAUACAGCCGUGCCGCUUGGUGGAAUAAUCUGCUUCAGGAUCUUAAGGGAUGUGACCCUCUGGGGUUUUUAAAAAUGAUGCUUAAAACUUACUAUUCUUCUUUAGGCUCCCACACACCAAUCAUGUAAAUUAGCUGGAUUUUAGAAGUUGAUAUUUUUUAGUAUAUACGUUUAACUGGUAUUUCCCGUGUAAAAUAAAAAUAAUGGAAACUUUAUUUGUGUUUUUGAAUGUACAAUUGUAAAUCUCGCUACGUAUAGGCAAUUUACAAAAAACAAAAACUAAAACAAAAACAAAAACAAAACAAAACAAAAGCCAAAAAAAGAGAAAGAAAUCAAAAUUGCAUUAAGUCUGGGCUAUCCCAGUUCCUAUUUCUACAACAAAAGAUGUAAUAAGUUGCUCUAAUGGCUAUAUUUAUCAUUUUUUUGAUCAUAUUAAGUUGCUGCUUUUUGUCAAUGCCAAUGUCAUUCAUCCUGCAUGUCUAAGAACGUGGAGCAUUCAUCGGAGAAAACGCCAAGGGAACUCAUGGAGAGAUUUACAAAUCUCGCACAUCUGUAAUUUCUACUCAUUUCGUUGAUCAAGUUCAGAUAUUUUUCUUUCUUACGCACUGCAUUGUUGUUAAGGUUAAUAUAUAGACUCGAAACCAACUGUUAAUUCUAGAACAUGUAGGCACUUGGACUGGAUUAGGAAAAGAAGAUGUGGACGAUAAUUAUCACCAGUUAUUAUUGAGGGAUUCAGAAAACCAUUAUCCACCGUAUUCUUACGUGUAGGGAGGGAGUUGUUGAUAAUAAUAAUAAUAAUAAUAAUAAUAAUAAUAAUAAUAAUAGUAAUAAUAAUAAUAAUAAUAAAAUUGAAUAGGGGGCAUUCCUGUAUAGAUAUGACGAAGGUGCUCGUCUUGCAUAUUCGGGGUUAAAAUUUGUCGAUUGGUAUCACCUUGAAUGGGGUGCGUUAAUCUCAAAAAGACUGCAUAAAGACGCAGUACCUCUCUAAGGCAGUAAUCGGCUCUUGUCUAAGGCUUUAAAGGGCGUUGAGCCAAACAACUAUUUGUUACUCAUUUGAUUUUUUGGAAUCUCUUUUACACUAUGCUGCUUCUUUAACAGGGUGUCUGGACUGGAGGCCUCCGUGAACAGGGUCAUUUGACGUUGGCGGUGCGCAGUCUAUAUAUGUAUUACCAAAGUAAUAUAUCGUGUCAGAUUAAUUCUUAAUUCUAUAGGCGAAAUGAAAUCAACAUGUAAGGUCCAUAAAAAAUGAUCAGUAAUUGUCAGGUUCGAGGAAUUAACUAUAGCUGUCUUAAACAGUUAAGGGCCUCUCAGCGGCACAUCUGAACUCAAACUUCCCAUAAGCGGCGUGAAUGACCCUUAAUUUAAAAAUUUGGACCUAAAUCAAUACUCAUAUAUAGUUAACACCUAUAUGUACGGAUAGAUCAAGCCCCAUGUGUUUUGUAUUAAGGUAAUUUUAUUUUAUAUUUUAUUCCAAAUUUGCUCAUCUGAUUUCCAAACAGCCACAACUAACACAAACGGGUCAUAUAUGUUUACCGGCAACAAUGGCAAUCAGAUACCGCUGGAAUGGAUGUGUGACGGUGAAGAUGACUGCUCCGACGCCUCAGAUGAGACUUCUUGUCAUUUUAGAAACAAGGGAGACCGUCUGAGUAAGUCUCUGCAUGUGCUAUAGGUUACUGUGGGUUGGCCUCUUAAGCUUUCUUAGAAAAGCCUCUUGUCUAAUUUCAGUUUCUCGAUGACGAGGAGCCGGCUGACCUUUAUGUUUCAAAGGAGAGUUUCUAGAACAAAAUUUUCUGCUGACUGGUUUAGAAAGAAAAAAGAAAUUGCACCGAACGAAAAGGGAAAAGCCAGGUAUCCGCAAGAUUGCACGUGACGGAAUUUUUUAGAGUACAGUUGCUGUUUAUGUUCGAUUGGACUUCCGAUCUGUUUUAGUCUUUUUUUUAAAAGUGAUGAAUGCUUACCCUCGGCCUGAUUGACCUUUGCUUAUUAAUAUGGAGACACGGAUGACGGAUGUACAGUUGAAUUGUCGUUCAAGCCUGGGGCUGUUGUCAAUUUGUGACAAAACAUUUUUGCUAUAUUCUGAAAUAAAUGAAAGAUGGUUUCCAUGUUCUGUAAGACGCACCCUCCUGGGCCUAGUUGUUCGAAAGGUGAAUAUCGCUAUCCACUUUAUAAACUGAUUUUUUCAUCCAGUGGAUAUCGCAACUGAUUUUCUUAAGAAUUAUCCGCUAGGUAGUGAUUGAUGUGGUGGAUUGCACCAUUCGAUGUUUAAACAAUCGGGGCUAGCUCUAUAAAAACAAGUGAAUUCUCUUUCCUAUUGUUUCGCGUAUGGCAUCAUGAUUAGGACUGGUAAAAAAGUGCAGGGAGUGGACAAGAGCAUGGAAAUAUGGUGGAUGAAAAACACGUGGUCCACUCCUUCUUUUUGGCACAAAACUGAGUGACCCACCCUUGUUAAAAAUGAAGCUUUAAAAUUACAUGAGGCACCCCCUAGUAAACAUAAAUCGUUUUAUUUUUAAUCUAAUGAAACCACAUUUUGUGUAUGACGAAUUCAUAAAAUAAGUAGGACUAUGUUAUAACACAGGAUGACCUUCCUCCAGGAGUAGCUAAAAAUUAAACGACCCAUCCUGGCCCAGGGCUCAAAAACUGAUGACCCACCCCCUCUCUGCUCCGGCCCAAAUAAUGACAAAAUAUCCCUCCGCCACCCCCGCUCAAUACCUUUUUACCAUUCCCUUACCACUAGCAGUGUUUGUAUAGGCCUCAAGUGUGUUAUCAGUCUUACAGAAAACGGGAAGCUAUCUUCUGUUUUAUAUCUCUUGUAAUGUCUGUGGAGGUACUGUUAACGUUCAAAGUAGCCAGUCAAUUUCUCUCAUAAUCUUAGAGAUUUCCUCACUCAAAGUUGUCUUUUGUUUUGUUAGGUCCUCACAUGAAGAAAGAUGAUUCAAAAUUCAAAGAGGCUCCAAAAAAACUGGAUAAUCCUAUUUCAACCUAUAUCUUCUUCUCACACCCGUAUGAGAUUAAAUCAUUGCGAGUCGCGAUUGUCGGUGAUGAUGAUGAUUGCGUGUACUUGGAAUACGUUCGUAAGUAACCGUCGAGUCUUUUGAGUUUUUUAUCUGAUCAGCCCUUGCAAGACUAGCCUUACAGUUGUCUUGUUGACACUCAUUUUAAAUCAGUUUGUGGGAACCAGUUGCCGCAAUUGCAAGUGAGCUGAAAAACAGGAAUUAUAAUUAGCUCAUGAAUUUGGCGUUCAAUUGAUUCCGCAGCCUCAGAAAUUGGUUGGUCCACGGUGUGUGCAAAUAGUAAGCAAAAGGAUGCAAACCCCCCUAUUGAAAUUGGAGUGUAUAUGUACUAUUUGCAAGGUUCACUCUAGCGUUGGACACGUUCUUCAAUGACAGAAGAACGCCUUAGCGGCCUCGCAGUGAUGCUUAUUAAUCGUGUAACCAACUACAUGCCAACGCUGGGCCUAGUUUUUCAAAGCUGGGUUAAGAUAACCCAGGGUUAGUGCGAGAUUUAAAUUCAGAUAUGAAAGCUUAAAAAUCAUUUCAGUUUUAAUUCUUUUUGUCGACAAGUUGCUUAUUGAAAACUUUAAAAAUAACAGAGAAAAUUAUCCGAGAAAAUGCUUUUAAACGCAAGAAAAAGAAACCCGGGUUAAAUUUAACCUCGGGUUAAGCGUUAAUCGGCCUUUGAACAACUAGGCCCUGGUACAUACCUCUUAUUAGCCGAGUUUUCGGUCCGUACUGUAAAUUGCGGACCGAGUUUUUUUUCAUCGAUUUCGCGCUUGAACCAUAAAUCGAUGGAAAAAAACGAGGAUCCGUAAUUUACAGCACGGACCGAAAAAACGAGGCUAAUAAGAUGUUCAUUAUAUGGCUUCUUCCUGUUUUGGGGGACCGGAAACAAGUGCAGGACGCACGAUUUGACAAUCAUUUGACAGGCGUCAAAAAAGAAAGUUUUUAUUGUCGCACGAAAACAAUAGCACAUAACAAAAGCUUUUCGAGAAAGGAAAAAACAAAUUCGCCAUGUUGAAAAAGUUGGUUCGGUCAAAACUAAGAGCACUCUAAGUUUUAGCUCUUUAAUGUAACGCUGGAGUAUUUUGGAAACCGGACACUGUGUCUGUCUAGAAGUCGUUUCCAUCGUUCCCCAGUUUGUCCUUGUAAAAAGAACACUGCAAAAGGCAAAGAAGCUUUUCAAGGUAAGUUUGUUGUCAUUGUCGAAGGAUUCGCUCGUUAAUUGUUUUUGGGAAAACCUCAGCUCUUUCUGCCAGUUCAUUCUCGUCUUCAGGUAUGAUCUGCGUUAAAAUUUUCAAACACUGACUAAAAUUCUCUUCCCCGGUAAGGUUACCAUUCAGUUUCUACAUCAGCUUCGUUCUCAUUAAAACAAAGCUAGGUUAAAAUUUGGAAAGGCAAAGUCAACAUCCCAGUCCUCAAUUUUAAAGUUUAUUCCGUCAAAACUAAGAGCACUGUAGGUAUUCACUCGUUAGUGUGACGCUGGAGUCUUGUGAAAACUGGACAUUGUGUCUGGCUCGAACUCGCGUCUAUCUUUCUUUCGUUGGUCUUUGAAAAAACACGGCAAAUGGCAAAGAAGCUUGUCAAUAUGAUCGGGUGCAGGUAUGUUUGUUAUCAUAUCUGUCGAAGGAAUUACUCAUUUCUCUUAGGCAAAACAUCUCGAAUCUCUGCCAGUCGAUUUUCGUCUUCUUAACAGUGUACUGCGAUAAAAUUUUCAAACGCUGACAAGAAUCCUCUUCGAUAAGAUUACGAGUUAGUUUCUUCAUCACCUUCGUUCACAAAUAAACACAGUUUAAAAUGUUGAAGGCCAAAGUCAACAUCCAAGUCCUCAAGGUUGACAGGCGUCUUAUAACUUUAUUUAAACCUUUUUUCCGAGGUCAAGAGAUUCAGAGCUCCGAAAUGAGCAUUUUCUUUAAAAAGUUUGGUCCGUAUAGCAAGUUACGGACCGCAAAUUGACCAAUCGCAUGGCGAAAACAGACUCAGCCAUAUAAUAAUUGGAUAUACGGUGUGUUUCAAAUUAACAGGACCUCGGAAAUAAGCACCUGUAAGCACUGAAAAUACCUGCCUUUUCACAUUUGUUCGAGGUCGAUUUUUCGGAGACAUAUCUAGUCUAUAUCUCAUGACAAGUGGUGAAAACAGUGUUUCAGCGCCUCCAAAUUUGAAAAUUGUCUGGGGGAGGAUAUCCCCCCCCCCCCCCCCUUACCAAAAACGUACCUAUGGCCCUGCGCAUGUACCAAUUAUAUCAAGUGGUAACAAGAUGGCAAUAAUUGACCAAGAAAAUUUUUUUUAGCGAUUCGAGUGACAGAUGAAGACGAUGAUCUUGUGUUUGAAAGACAACUGUAAGUAGUUAGAGUCUUUUGAGUUCUUUCUCUCUUCAGCCCUUGCAGAACCCUACAGUUGUCUUUUUGACACUCAUUUUUAUUGUUGAAAAUAAACAUUUGUUGAGGGAAUGUGGUGUUUCCAACAUCUCCCUCUUUCCCUCCCUCUCUCUCUCCCCCUCUCCGUAUUCACUCAUUUAAUGACUCUAUGGCGUUUUUUAAAUUCCUUUUCCUUUUCCCAAACAUCUCAGUCAUAAAAUCGGCACUAUCGAUGAAGCGAUUUUCGUCAGCAAUAAAUUGAAACAAGAUCUUAAGCCAAGGGAAAUAUAACCGCCAUUCGAAAAUCAUAUGCGUUGUGGUUUACCUUUUUCAUGUGAUCUGUGCGCUGCAAAUUAUGUUUGCUAUACGGCGCAUUGUUGAACAUAAGGACUAGGCUAUCGGUAAAAAAAAACAUUGUGGAAACUCAUGGGUAAGCCCAAGAAAGCCAAUUUUGCAUUUUUCGCAAGUGCCAGACGAAGUUUGAAUGCUUGAUUUAUGAGAUGCCGUUUCAUUAGAAUCCAAGCUUGAAGACCACCCAGGCUUAUUGCAUUCGUAUAAAACUCUGCUUUACUAACAUUCUUGAAACUCUAUUAGUUAGUUUUUUAAUCAGGCAUUGUUUAUUUAUUUUCAUUUUGCAACAGGCAUAACUUUUUGACUUGAUAAUCGGGCAUUAGUUGAACGUUGAAAAGUCGUCGUCGGUUUUUAAUUUUUAUCUUUAUUUCAGCGCAGUAUUUAUAUGCAAAUGUUUAACGAAAUCGCUUCUUAUACAUAGAGCGAUUUUCGUAUGACCUUAAAAUGAAAACGCGUGAACAAAACAGAAAAAACAAACGAACGGAAAUAGAGCCAUUUGAUUGGUUUAUCGAACGGAUACAAAAGCGAUGACUUUUGGUUGGUUAAGCGAACGCUCGGGCGAAAAAACUUCUCAUGCCCGAGAACUUUCUAGAAAUCAAACGAUACUUCGCUUUGACGUCAUACUGCAACACGAUUGGCCAAUCGAACAAUGCCUUCUCCAUAUUAGGGUUUUCUUUGGCGGGAAAACGAAGAGUCCAUUUUUUGAUCUUUUCAUCCAUCGGCUUAUGAAACAGAUGACGAACACUUACCGAAACCAUUUUUCAAGGUCAUACGAAAAUCGCUCUAUCCUACUAUAAGACAGUUGAAAAAUUGUGACAGUUUAAUUUUCAGCGUCAGUCCCUACCUUUUCAUCAUUGCCAUCGUAAGCAAAAACUACGUAGAGCUGCGAGGGGGUACUUCCUGUGGAUGUGCCGCUGGACGGGAUCGCAUUUUUAUGACUGGUUUGACAAAAAUGGGGUUGCAUUUUAAAUGGUGUUUCUAGAAAGGGGUCGCACGUUUUGGAGAUUUGGGUGUAAGAAAAUUUUGGGUAAGUAAGAGUUUCCAUAAUGGAAAGAUUCGUACAUCAUUUUAAAAGUUUAAAAGAUGUGUCAAUUCACUUCAGGGUGACCUAGUUAAAAGGCUUAAUUAGGUAGAUAAACAAACAGAAAGUGACUAAGUUGGGAUCGCAAAAGUUACAUUUUUACAUUUUCCCAAAAGUGAUCCAAGAAGGAGGUCUAAAAUGUUAGCUUUGUUCGAAAAUGAACAAAGAAUAGACUAUAAUCACCGGGGCACUGCCUGGUUUCUCAAUUAGGCUCAGUGCACCAACUGCACGUGCAAAAGAAGCAAUCUCCUUGGCAUAAACUCAAAAAAAAUUGGAUUUUCCCUUACAAAAUGGAAGGAAAAUAAUUAUGCUCCUCCACAGUUUUCCACAAGAAAAGCGUUAACGAUUUUUAACUUUUUGCCCCUUUAGGUUUAGGUAAACUGAUCCUUACAUUGCCUUGAUGGGCUUGUUCAAUCCGUAAACUUGCCAAACGAAUCAAAGGUUGAAUAGGUAUCGAAAAUUGGGUUGUUUGACAUGACGGUUUCUUUGUCACGGUUUUUUUUGUAAGCCAUUUCCAACACUUACAAUAGUACCACGACCUUAUUGGAUCAAGAACCGGAUCAAGCGGUAUGGGUAGGUCAUUUUUUAUUUUCAAAAUAAUUAUGCUCCUCCAUUUUUCCGUCUAACUUUAGGCAGUUAAUUAUUCGGGAAGAAACAGAAUAACGAUCUCUUGUACCUUGAGACAUAACGAUCUCUUGUACCUUGAUUCAACUUGUGAUCCGCUUAGUCCGGGCAGCUGUGAAGACAAUGUAUACUGGGUUCAUAUCAUCAAAUUUGAUGGAACCCGUAGUGAGGAUCUGGUUUUGUUAAAGAGGCUACAAUGCAGGCCAGGGAUCAAAGUAAAUGGACACCACAAGGCCCUCUACCGGAAAAUUAAGUGGACAAAGAGUGUCCAUUUGUACCUUUCGUUCAGUCUGAAGAGCAAUGAAGACAAUGGAUAUUUAUGGGCUGACACUGACAGAGCAUGGGAAAACGUUUUUGUUACUGUUUUUUGCAAGACGUUUGGAGUAAAGAACCCUCCCGGAUAUGAAGAAAAGCGAGGUAUUAUUCAGCUAACUCACUGCCAUAUAUAAGACAAAAAUCUUUCAAAACGGCCCUAGUUUUAUUUGUUAUUUUGCACACAUUUUUUUGUUCUAGAAUCUUAGAAAAUUCUUCAGCGUUUCCCUACAGUUAUUCUGAACAGUUUUCUCAUCUUAAAAAGUGCGUGCUCAAUACGAACAGCCACAUAAAUGUUGUCGACGUGCGAGCCAUUGUCGAGAAUGAACAACUAAGAAAACGCUCUCAUAUUUUUGUAAACUUUGACGUCUUUGGUCCAUAUGGAAACAUGCUUAUUAUUCUUCGUGGUCGCAUUAAGCUUUCCAUUUCAGCUAUUAAGAUGGUAAUUAGCAAAAUAGGGGAGGAUAGAUCUGGUACCUCAUUAGGAAAAUUUUGACCAAUCCUAACAGAGUUACAGACAAAAAAACAAGCAACGUUUGGGGAAAAAUCCACCGCCAAUUUUGCUGUUUACCUACUAUACUGCUCUUAACAGAUUAAAUUAACCCAUGCGAAAGAAAGGCGGUAAAAAGAAACGCAAAGGGAAAAAGAAGAGAGCAAGAAAAAAAAUCAAAAUAGAUUCGGGUGCGCGAAAAACAGAAAAGCUGCUUAAUUAGAUCCAAUUAGCAGAAAAUUAAGGGUGAUGUUAUACGGAACGAUUCGAUAACGACGAUUUUUAGCGCAACACAGCGCAGCGUUGCAACAUUGUUGCGACAUUGUUUUGAACGGUUACAACAUUGUUCCAACAUUUUAACGCUGUGUUACACUAAGAUCGUCGUUGCGAAUAGUCUUGUGUAACAUCUCCUUUAUUAGCGUUGGAAAUCUCUUUUUUGGUCAUUCCGGCCCAUGCUAACUGGCCGAAAAACGGUUCUAAAAGGAGGAUUCGGUCCAAAAUGCGGUUUUCCCCAAAAAACUGGCUGACGGCAAAGCGGUUAAGGACCUUAUCAUCCAUUAAUUGAAAGACUGUAUCCUUUUUUUCCAGGUGAAGCCUUUUACCAGCGCAGUAGUGAUCAGAGAGUUGACUUGAACAUACGACACCCUGAAAAGCGAAAAAGUGAAAAAGACAGGGUUAGUGUUUUAUGCAUGUGACCACGAUUAACAUAGAGCACUGCUUCUAAAAUUUCUGAGUUACACGUUGCAUCCUUCUUGUCAGAUUUGGGGUGGAAACCAAGUUUGGUUAUGGAGGUAUCGCUGAGGAAUGAACUGACCCUCGUUAGGACAAAAAACGAAAUGUUUUGAAAUAACUUGUGCAGUAUAAUGGAUAAGAUAUAAACUCUAUUUUUACUGUAGAUAAUAGUACUACGUUUUAGUUGUUUUACAUAACGUUUAAGCUUUUUUAAGACUCUUUGCAUGCCUUAAAUGCCAUCGUCGUGUUUCUUCAAAGCUAGAACAUAUUUUGUAAAACUUCUCAUUGUGCGUUAGCAACUCGUGAUUUAUUGAUAUUGCUAUAUUCCGGAUUUUAGGGAGGAGUGGACAAACCUUGGGAUCCAAUCGCUUCGUUGGGUGUCAUUUCGCUGCUACUAGUACGUAUUCUAUCAUUGCUUCUUCACAGUUUGUAUUUGUUAAGGUCAUUAAAAUACUAAAUGAGUUGGUCAGCCAGUUAGGGCGAAUGAGUGAGUAAGUGGGUUUUCAUUCAGGAUAGAACCAGUGUUAGCAAACACAGGCCCAGACAUAAAUACUUUCGCUUCCAGCGACCUCGUGUCAGUGAUCGCCGGCGCAGUCGCUUGCGUUUUGUUUUGCAAAAUAUGGUUUUUUUUUUGUACCCUUCAUUUUUGGCUAGAACUAGACGGCAAGGAUCAUUCUGCUGGUAGUCUAACACUCACUUAAUGUUAUCUAAAUAUCGUUUUGUUUUAGCUAUAUAGAGAGAAAAUGUGAAGAAUAUAUUUGGGGGACUUAUUCACGCUAGUGUUUUUAUCUUUGUUUCUGUUUGAUUUUCGGGUUUUUUUGUAAAGAGUGUCCGGUACUGGAUAAUGGUCGUAAUGUGUAACUACAUUUUCCUCAGGUAACGAUUUACAGAUGCUCUCCUGGAACAAAAGUGACCAACAUCACCAAAUGCAAAGUGGUCAAAGUGAAGGGUCAACAUGGUGGAGUGGUAAUUGCAGGAGAUUACGCGACAGUAAAUGUUCAUUACAAUUACGCCGCCGAACAGGCAAGAUUAAGCGAAUCUCGCAACUGUUAG
This is a messenger RNA of Porites lobata, 11625 nucleotides long. The record is from the annotation of a GenBank genome assembly. NCBI's taxonomy places the organism in Eukaryota, Metazoa, Cnidaria, Anthozoa, Scleractinia, Poritidae.